Xenopus laevis (African clawed frog) is the source of this 1634-nucleotide messenger RNA. RefSeq names its product esterase D S homeolog (gene esd.S). Gene Ontology annotation, cellular component: cytoplasm; cytosol. Gene Ontology annotation, molecular function: hydrolase activity, acting on ester bonds; S-formylglutathione hydrolase activity. The record is from RefSeq and is a predicted model, not a curated record. Lineage: Eukaryota; Metazoa; Chordata; Amphibia; Anura; Pipidae. The transcript has 11 exons. Gene Ontology annotation, biological process: formaldehyde catabolic process. Bases 680 to 1528 code for a protein of 282 amino acids.
UUCGGCUCUCAAUUAACUCGACUGACUGUUCGCAAGGAGCUCUGGGCAGUUCUGGGAAAGUGUGGAGCUGAUUUGCAGCAGCAGCAAGUGAGCCCGCCCACCAUCGGAUUUGAUGCAUUUGAUUUCUAUGACACUGGCUGCCGGCUACCAGAGAGGGGAGGGAGCUGCUGCUGUUGCUACUGUUGCACUCCUGUGCCAGCACCUUACAUAGAGCCCUACUUCCCUUCUCCUUCCAGCGCGGUUCCCACUUCCAUAGCUGUGGAUCUGUUUAAGAUCAGGAGCGCUGAGGCACUACAAGAGGCACGCGCAUCAGUGAGCUGCCGGUCGGAAGCGCCGCAGCAGGGAGGAGGCACGCGCAUCCAAAUAGGCAAAGUCUCCCCCUCUUGAACACAACUGGAGGUCCGCAGCAGGAAGGCUCCCAGGCAGAUCAGCACCAGCAGAGAAGAAGGGGGGCGGUGCUGAGAGGCAGGAUUUUUUACCCCAGAAGCAGCCACGUGUCAGCUGACGUUGGCGCUGCUUGGGGGUCACGUGGGGGAAUGAUCGUGGGGCCAGCAGGCGACUGAGGACCCGGAGCUCGUUGCCUAAGGGGCUGGCAAGUGAUCUGCGGCUUUUCCCAGCAGCGCGAGCCGCAGAUCACAGAAGAAAAGAAAAGUGCCUUGAAAUCCGACACGGGUUGACUAUGGCCUUAAAGGAGAUUUCAAGCAACAAGUGUUUUGAGGGAUUCCAAAAGGUGUUUGAACAUGACAGCACUGAACUGAAAUGCAAGAUGAAGUUUGGAAUUUAUUUGCCUCAGAAAGCUGAAAGCAUAAAAUGUCCAGUUAUUUACUGGCUUUCAGGAUUAACAUGUACGGAGCAAAACUUUAUCACAAAAGCAGCUUUUCAUCAAGCUGCCUCUGAGCAUGGACUUAUCAUAGUAGCACCAGAUACCAGCCCACGUGGCUGCAACAUAGAUGGAGAAGAGGAGAGCUGGGAUUUUGGUACAGGAGCUGGAUUCUAUGUCAAUGCCACUGAAGAUCUUUGGAAAACAAACUACAGAAUGUAUUCAUACAUAGUAGAUGAGCUUCCACAUCUUAUAAAUGGUAAUUUCCCAACAAAUCCAGAUCGGGUUUCCAUUUUUGGCCAUUCCAUGGGAGGGCAUGGUGCAUUAAUCUGUGCGCUGAAAAACCCAGGGAAAUAUAAGACCGUGUCAGCAUUCGCACCCAUCUGUAAUCCUACUCAGUGCCCAUGGGGCCAAAAAGCAUUCAGUGGCUACCUGGGACCAGACACCAGCAAAUGGGAGGCAUAUGAUGCAACCCAACUGGUGAAGAAUUACUCUGGCCCAAAACUAGAUAUAUUAAUAGAUCAAGGAAAAGAUGACCAGUUCCUCGCUGCCGGCCAGUUACUGCCAGACAAUUUUAUUGCCGCUUGCACCGAGCGCAACAUCCCUGUUGUUUUUAGGCUGCAAGAGGGAUACGAUCACAGCUACUUUUUUAUCACCACUUUCAUAAAUGAUCACAUCAAGCACCAUGUGAAAUACCUUCAUGUCUGAGAUGGGGGAAUGAUAAAGCACCAGGUCAAGGUUUGCAUUGAAAGCAGAACAGCCGGGCUGCAGUUAAAAUCUGCCAUGCAAUUAAAUUGCCAUUUAGUACAAUGAA